AUGAGCAACGUCAACUCCAAUACCUGGAGCUUCAACGAUCUUCCUGUCCACCCCUUUUGCAACCUACCCGGGGAGCUACAGGAUGAAAUCUAUGAGGUUGCUAGUGCUGCGGAACCUGACCAACCGCAGAUUCGCUUCGUGAACUUUAGAGAACACCGCACUCACCAGCCAAAUUGCCCUCCGUUUAGCAUCACCCCCUGCCCCUGCAAAAAUGCCCACUACCUCACCUUCCACCCCCUUCGACGUCAAGACGUCGCCAACCAAACAAGCUGGCGCCAAAUCAUCCAUGCAAUUGAGUCUUCCACCCCAGAUGUGCACGUUGCAAGUAUUAACCACCGAAGUCGCGACGCAUCUGACCGCUUCAACGUGUUGAACCGUUUCCCUCAGCAGCAGGGCAACUGGUCCUUGACCACCGUGUCCACCAUGACCUCAGCCGAACGUGCGGCAUGCCGACACACCCCGAAGACCUUCAUCGGCGACCCAACGCGUUGCAGGUUGCAGGAUCUCGUCCUCGUCCACUUCCCCGGAAACCAAACCAUGCCGGUGACGUGGAUCGGGAAGCCCUUGUUCUUCGACCCGCUGUGCGGUGACCUCAAGGCCAUCGCUGUGACUAUGGACAACUGGAAGGACCAGGCCUAUAGCAACUACCUCGGCAAGUGGCUGAAGUUGAUGGAUGACGGGCGAGCAAGGUCCUGGAAACUUCUUGAGCAGUACGGUGCUGACAACGUUGCCGACGGGAAUUAUCCGACGGACUGGGUAACAACCGGCCAGACCCCAGGUUAUGUCCCAUGGUACCCUUGGUAUCCCCAGCGCAGGCUGAACUACGACAUGCCCUCAGGAAACAUGAAUUUACGCAUCCUGUAUGACAUCUUCACCGACGUCAAGGAGUUGUGGCUCCUAGACCUUGACGCACUGGAUUACGACGUCAAUCUCAAAGAAAUCCUCAGGUAUCGCAACACGUACGUCACACCCCCCAGACUCUGUCGCGAGUGUAGGUAUGUGCACGAUGGGUAUCCUAAGGUCUUUGGGGGUGUGGAUGCGUAUGAGUUCAUGGAGCUGCGGCUGUGUGACACAUGGUUCCAAAGGAAGUUUGGCAUUGCAUAUGAUGCGACGGAUUUCUUGGAUGCUCAAAGACAGCUGUCGAUGGACUGGUCGAGGGAUAGAGAUUGCCAUGACCGCUCUUGGACUCGGUCGCAGCCGGUGGCGAAGUUGCUUGUGCCGAUUCCCAAGAUGCCGUGA
Colletotrichum siamense is the source of this 1239-nucleotide messenger RNA. RefSeq lists its product as uncharacterized. The record is from RefSeq and is a predicted model, not a curated record. The coding region runs from base 1 to 1239 and encodes 412 amino acids. The transcript has a single exon. NCBI's taxonomy places the organism in Eukaryota, Fungi, Ascomycota, Sordariomycetes, Glomerellales, Glomerellaceae.